Messenger RNA from Symbiodinium sp. CCMP2456, 639 nucleotides. Lineage: Eukaryota; Dinophyceae; Suessiales; Symbiodiniaceae. The record is from the annotation of a GenBank genome assembly.
AUGGGCGCCUUCAUGGGGUGCUGUCCGACUGCUGCGGCCAGCAACCGAGUGAGUGCAGACAGCUUUUCGUCGGAUGCAGUGAUCUACGCGCGGGACGACCACACCAGCACGUUUCAGCAGGUCAGGCUAGCGCGGGAUCUUCAUAAAUUUGCAGGUGGUACACUUUGGCUGGAGUUUGUCUACGAGGACAUCCUGGAGGAGGUGAGGAAGGCGUUUGCUACCCAAAACACCGAGGACGAUGCUGAAGCACUGGAUGCUGUGCUCGCGUCCAUUAAGCACAACGGCUGGUCCGUCGAGUUUAAUAAGUCCCUCGUGAACUUGCUGGUCGUUGCACGGAAGCAUGGCAUGACAUUUCAUGCCUUGGAUGACCCCGAGUGGUCCAAAGAUGCCUUCAUCGCGAAGUACGGAAGCAAUCUGGGUGGCAUGCGCUAUUUGGCCAAUCGAGCAUCACAUCUUGACGACCAUGAGGGAGCUACUUCAAGAUGGUGUGACAAGAUUGUGAAGAUGAGGUCCCAGCAGUCAGGACCCAUUGUCAUUCUGGGUGGUGCAGAACACGGGCCACCCCUCGUUGAGUUCAUGAAGGCACGAAUCAAUGCUGAAGUGCGCUUCAUGUACACUGAUUUUGAAGAAGCACAUUGA